AUGGCGGCCGGAAGGUUAUGGUUGUCUGCUCGCUGCUUUUUGGCGGCUGCGGCUGCUCGAGGGCUCCCGGCUGUCCGAGCUGGCUGGGAAUCCAGCUCCUCCAGGGCUGUGCUCGCUCCGUCUGCUGUGACGGGAAGGCGGCCUCCACCACCUGCCAUCCACUGGCAGGAAGACCCAGAUCCCGAGGACGAAAAGCUCUAUGAGAAGAACCCAGACUCCCAUGGAUACAACAGGGACCCUGUUGUGGACCUCUGGAACAUGCGCGCUGUCUCUUUCUUUGGCUUCUCCAUUGUCCUGGUCUUUGGCACCACCUUUCUGAUUUAUCUGCCUGACUACAGGAUGCAGGAAUGGGCCCGUCGGGAAGCUGAAAGGCUGGUAAAACACCGAGAGGCCAAGCGGCUCCCUCUCAUGGAAUCCACCUGCUUUGAUCCCAGCAAGAUCCAGCUGCCAGAGGAUGAGAACUGA
This is a messenger RNA of Ochotona curzoniae (black-lipped pika), 465 nucleotides long. RefSeq names its product NADH dehydrogenase [ubiquinone] 1 beta subcomplex subunit 11, mitochondrial-like. NCBI's taxonomy places the organism in Eukaryota, Metazoa, Chordata, Mammalia, Lagomorpha, Ochotonidae. The record is from RefSeq and is a predicted model, not a curated record. The transcript has a single exon. Bases 1 to 465 code for a protein of 154 amino acids.